This is a messenger RNA of Cercopithifilaria johnstoni, 570 nucleotides long. The record is from the annotation of a GenBank genome assembly. NCBI's taxonomy places the organism in Eukaryota, Metazoa, Nematoda, Chromadorea, Rhabditida, Onchocercidae.
AUGAGGUGGACAUCUGAUUGUGUUCCAAAACACUGUUUCAAAUAUAUUCUCGCGAAUUGUCCGGAUCGCAAAAUUCUGAUGUUUAGACGUAGCAUGAAAGAGAAAAGUGACUUGAGACGAUCAUCAAAUCCCGCAUUUCAUGGCCAUCCCUUGCCUCUCUGCGGUACCGCUGAAUUAGGAUAUAAGCCAUGCACCAGCCGAGGUGUGGCUGAUAAGCUAUUCCAGUCAUGCUGCAAUAUCUAUGUACCAAAAGAAUGCCGUUCAAUGUGUGUUUAUGAAACCAAUCAAAAUGCUACGCGUGAAUUGCUUAUUUCAAUAUUGCGUGAAAGGAAGUGCGGUUUAGAGUAUUUGUCUAGCAUCCUCUACUGUGCAUCGCAGAAUCGUGACAACCGCAAAUGCUGCAUACAUUUAAAUCUAAACAGUCCACAACUUCAGGUGGGCAGUCGAUGUUUACGGAUGUGCGACCCAAGUGGAACGGCCAUUGAACAAAUAACGAUGGAGGAUGCCACAUGUAUUUAUAACUGGAACGUUAUCAUGUAUUGUCACCACAGUGGUAUACGAGAGAUGUGA